Formica exsecta is the source of this 1580-nucleotide messenger RNA. RefSeq names its product pro-resilin-like. The annotation marks the transcript as partial. The transcript has a single exon. The record is from RefSeq and is a predicted model, not a curated record. NCBI's taxonomy places the organism in Eukaryota, Metazoa, Arthropoda, Insecta, Hymenoptera, Formicidae.
UGUGGCGGCGGCGGUGACUUUUCCUUCGGCGGCGGUGGCGGUGGCGGUGGCGGUGGCGGCUACACCCAGGUGUCCUUCGGUGGUCAGAGCAGCGAAGGUGCUUCCGUGAACGGUGCCCUGCUUGAGCAGAUCAGCCAGAUCCUCCUGAAGGAAGAGCUGCAGUCCCAACAGAGCGGCGGAUUCGGACCUAGCUCCAGCUACAGUGCCCCGUCCGCGCAAUACGGCGCUCCCCCGUCGACGCAAUACGGCGUGCCCAGCUACCAGACCCGUGUCGUAGGCAUUGAUCUCGAAGGCAUCAGGCAGGCCAUCCAGGUUGCCCAAUUCAAUCAGGUCAGCCAAGGUUCCGGAGGUUAUCCCAGCGGACCUAGCACCAGUUACGGAGCGCCCAGCAGACCGCCCAGUAGCUACGGUGCACCGUAAGGAUCAUCUUGGGUUGGAUGAUGAGAGAGAGCGAGAGAGAAUGAGAGAAUGAUAGAGAGAAAGAAAGAGAGAGAGAGGAUAUGAGAGUUGAUAAUGGCACCGGCCGACAACAACGACUAUUUUCCGAGAUGCAGCUGAAACAAACACAUAAUAUAAAAAGACUAUAGAGAAAAUCAGAUAUACUUGGAAAAAGGUCAUAAAUAUCACCAGAUUCUCUCACGAAUGAUACAUUUCUCAGGCUCCUCAACUCGGCAGGUCGUCGAUAUCAGGAUUAGAGUAUCGGAUUCGCCGCAGAUGGAGAUUCAAAGACAAACUGGAUCGCCGAAACUGGCGUUACUCGCCCUCGCGGUUCCAGCGUCGUCGCGUCCCUCAACUAAUGCCAGAAACUCAUCUAGAAGACACGUUAGACGGAAACGUGUGCGAAGAAAAGCGCAGAUGGCAAUCCGCGUGAUGGCACCUGGUUGAAGAUCAAAUAGUCGUCGCUUCAACAAGUCAGGGUCUCCCGGGAUUCGCCGGGAAGAAACGCACCGUCUCCGAGCAGCAUCUCUUCCGGGCCCCUGACUUGUCGGGAAUCCAACGGUCGCCGCUUCGACGAGACAAGGGGUCCGCGGGCAUGUGAAUGUGGCCAGUUUUUUUUUCUUUUCUUUCGGGAAAGUCUCGGUCGCUUGAAAUCUUGAGCGCAGUCGGCACGGUGCCGAAGUCUAUCGUACCAAAAUCGCAUCAAUCAUCGCGAUCAUCGAUGUCAGUUGCGCGAGGAUCAGUGAUAUCGUAAGGAGGUAGGCGCAAUCGCUGACACAGACACACUUCACACAUUCCCGGCAAUCGUCGGGACACUCAUAGAACAAAGAAAGAGGAGAAGGAGGAGGCCGACAUGCCGAAGACGUGAUUGGCGCAAUUAGCGCCUUGUAAAUAAAAUUCUACACAUGAUCGCUAUAUUGCGGCGUCCACUGCGUAAUUCGCUUUGGCUCUUCUGGCUCAAAGAUCGGUUCAUCAAUAUGAUACGAUCAAAGACCUUGAGGAUAUCAAAAGCUGAUAAUAACUCAAGCGAUAGAUCCAGUUGAGAAGGUUCUUCGAACCGAAGGCUGAGAAAAUCGUGGAAAAAAAUAUCCGAAGAGUAUAAGGUCGAUUUUGCGUAGAGUAACAGACCUCUAUCUGUUCGU